This is a messenger RNA of Osmia bicornis bicornis, 2148 nucleotides long. RefSeq lists its product as uncharacterized. NCBI's taxonomy places the organism in Eukaryota, Metazoa, Arthropoda, Insecta, Hymenoptera, Megachilidae. The record is from RefSeq and is a predicted model, not a curated record. The transcript is spliced from 4 exons. Bases 311 to 1894 code for a protein of 527 amino acids.
GUAGUUACUGCCAGUAGUUUGAAGCAGUUUGAAGUUCGAACAUGUAUGAAGUCAGUCACUAUUAAAUCAGUAUUAAUAUAAACAUAUAUAAUCGGCGUUUAUUACUAUUUCUCCUCGACUGCAGGAAAUUAUUUCUUGUAUGUACAUACAAAAUAUUAAUGCACAUUGUAAUAUUCAUUACAUUUUUGUUAUAAAAUAAUAAGUAUACGUUCAGAAUAACGUCGAACAUGACAUUACUGCGUAGUGAAUCUUUGCGGGAUUCUUAUACGAGAAAUUUAAAAUAGUUUAAUCAAGUUUUAAUGAUACAUCAAUGGAGCAAAUGGAUAUAUCCUCACCGUAUACAAUGAAACAAGAACGAGAGGAGUAUGAUAUUGGAAAUUCUGACGAUGAUAACAUUAGUCUUGAAGACAUCAACAAUCUCCUUUCAAUAUCAUUACCUUCUCUUUCAGCCAACAAGUUUCAAAUACCCAAUGAUCAAUAUGACGAAUUUCUUCGGCUAACUACUACGGUCCGUGCCGUGUAUUUUUCAUAUCUUCACAAAUGCUUACUCACCAAUUACAUUCUUUGUUAUAAAGAUAAGAAUGAAGAUAUUCCAUGCGAUCAAUUGAAAAAAUGUGCAAAUCAAAUGGAACUACUUGCACUUCGAUCAUCGUUAGAAGCAACUCUAUAUAGACAGAAUAUGUUAAAACUGAUUUCAGAUGUAAAAUCACACACAUCAGAGAAAAAGACGUAUAAGAAAUUAAUAAUAUUUUUAGAAACUCCACCUACUAAAGUGGAUGUUGCAAUUCAAACAACUAACUCAUGGUUGGAGUUAGAGAAACUUGAUAAUAUUCAGAGUGUUUGCAUUACCUCUAACUGCGAAGAACAAACGCCACCAAAUAAUGAAGAAAAUGAUAUUAAGGAUGAGAGUGAAAAUUUAGACAUAUCUUCUCAAGUAACCAUUUGCAAUGACACUGCUUCGCCUACUGUAAAUUCCACUUGUUUUCAUGACACAGAACCUAGUAACGAUGCAGAUGAUGAAGUCAAUAAUAAAAUGAUAUUUGAUGAAGAAACAAUGAAGGAAGAUAACAAUAGUUUCAGUUACGUGCAAGAGAAUUCUGAUGCUCAAAUGAUAACUCAAACCAGUGUUCAAAAUGAUGAUGAAAAUUCACAAGAUUCACUUUUGCAACACAUGGAAGACAUGUUUUGUGACAGUGAUGAUAGUAGCGAUCUCAUGACACUAAUUGAGAAACAUUCAGGUGUUAGUAGAGCAGCUAUGAGUAAAGAAAUUAGCUGCCUUCUUCCGCAGAAUCACUCUAAUAGCAUACCUGAAAGUAAUGGCAAUGUAAAAAGUAAUCCAAAAAAGAGCAAUAACGUAAAGCAACCAGACAUAAGUAAAGGAAAAUAUAGUUUUAGUUACUAUAAAGAGAUGAAAGCUAGAGAAUCAAAUAAAUCACUACCACAGGAAAGUGAAACUAAAGAAAGUAAACAGAAACGUAGAAUAAACAGUAUUUGGUUUGUCGAACGCGUCUAUCAGGUAUCAAAGUUAAAGGCAAAAAUGACAGAAUUGUCUCUGAAAAAUUAUAGAAGACAUGGACGCGUGAAAGAAAAAUUCAUUGAACUGUUUGGAGAAUCUGAUGACGAGGAAAUGAUGCCAGAUUCACCAAUCUGUAUUGAAGAACAUUUAACUGCUUGCAAAGAAAGAAUAGCACCAUGGAUUGUAAAGCAUCUAAUGCCAUUCUACAAAAAGAGAAGAAUCAAAGAUAGACAACUUUUUAAAAUAGUUGCCAAGCAUAUAGCUGAUAUGCUCAUAAUUGAAAAUACAUUUCCUGAGCAAGACUGUGUAAGCAAAUACAUAGAGGCAUACUUCAAAAAUAAAAAAUUCAUUAAAACUAAACAAGAUGUAUACUUAUAAACAAAAAGAAGUUUGCAGUAUUAGCAUUGCACUUGUUUCUAUAUUACGAGUUUGAAAUUGAAUAUUAGAUGAUCACAAAUAUGUAUUUUAUUUCAAAGAAGAAAGAUACAAUAAAGGAAUAUGUUCAGUAUCAAUUACUCAAAGAUGUGUAUAUAAGAAAAAUGUAGCACAAGCAAGAAAGGAUGAGUUAUUUAUAGAAGUUUUUCAAAGAAUAAUGUGAAACCUCCACGUGGAAGUUACUCAAGAUGGUGUAU